ACCAAUGAUUCGUUCGCGAAUCGAACAUCCCAAUCCUGUGCAUGACAGCUCAGAGGAGAGGAGGACCACGACGCUCAGGAACAGUCCCCAAUCUCCCACAUUAUCUUCUGUCAGCUAGUCAGAUCCAUAUAGAUUAGACGGCAAAGCGGUGUAUUGUUUGAAAUAUUCGCUAUCAUCGGUUGGCAGCGCUCUCGCUCGGAGGAUUCAUCCCGGGAUUUUGAAUGGAAGCGGAGGCUGAAGGGGCGGCCAGCCUGUCUGAGGCCGGGGAUGGGAGUCCGUUAUCCGGGGCAACAGCAUCCGAGGACACAGAGACGAUGGACGGCGGGGACGCGGACACUAUGUCAAAAAAGGCUUUCAUCACAGAGAUGCCUUCAUCGUCAGGCCAGCCGGCUCAUGGGAAGAAGAUCGGCCACAGGGGAGUGGAUGCUUCAGGAGAAACCACAUAUAAGAAGACCACAUCUUCAGCACUCAAGGGGGCCAUUCAGCUUGGGAUUGGCUACACAGUUGGAAACUUGAGUUCUAAGCCUGAGCGGGACGUCCUAAUGCAGGAUUUCUAUGUGGUUGAGAGCAUCUUCUUCCCCAGUGAAGGGAGCAACCUGACGCCAGCCCAUCAUUUCCCAGACUUCCGCUUCAAAACCUACGCUCCCGUGGCCUUCCGUUACUUCAGAGAGCUCUUCGGGAUACGGCCGGAUGACUAUUUGUAUUCGCUCUGUAAUGAACCACUGAUUGAGCUGUCCAACCCGGGAGCUAGUGGCUCAGUCUUCUAUGUCACCAAGGACGAUGAGUUCAUCAUCAAGACAGUUAUGCACAAGGAGGCGGAGUUUUUGCAGAAGCUUCUUCCUGGAUAUUACAUGAACUUGAAUCAGAAUCCUCGAACCUUAUUGCCCAAGUUCUUCGGUCUGUACUGCGUACAGUCGGGUGGGAAGAACAUUCGAAUGGUGGUCAUGAACAACGUUUUGCCCAGGGUGGUGCGCAUGCACCUCAAAUACGACUUGAAAGGAUCCACCUAUAAGCGACGGGCCUCUAAGAAAGAGCGGGAAAAGGCGAAGCCCACAUUCAAAGACCUCGAUUUUAUGCAGGACGUACCAGACGGUCUCAUGCUUGAUACAGACACACACAGCGCUCUGGUCAAGACGUUACAGAGGGACUGUUUGGUCUUGGAAAGCUUUAAGAUUAUGGAUUACAGUUUGCUGCUGGGAGUUCACAACAUCGAUCAGGCGGAGAAAGAGCAGCAGAUGGAGGGAUCUCAGGGCAGCAGUGAUGAAAAGAGGCCGCUGGCACAGAAGGCGCUCUACUCCACUGCCAUGGAGUCCAUACAGGGAGCGUCGGCCUGUGGAGAGGAAAUUGACACUGAUGACACGAUGGGUGGCAUUCCUGCAGUAAAUGGAAAAGGAGAGCGGCUGUUACUGUACAUCGGAAUAAUCGACAUCUUGCAGUCUUACAGGUUAAUAAAGAAAUUGGAGCAUACGUGGAAGGCUCUAGUCCACGAUGGGGACACAGUGUCUGUUCACAGACCGUCUUUCUAUGCGGACAGGUUCUUCAGGUUCAUGAGCACUACUGUAUUCAGAAAGACUUCAUCGUUAAAAUCCUCUCCAUCAAAAAGGGGUCGUGGGGGUCUAGCCGCAGCCAAAUAUGGCGGGCCUGGAGCGGCCUGGUCGGCCAGCCAGCUGCCGUUCGUGAGAGACGAAAACAUCUAUGACUUGAGAGGAGCCCGUAGCUUCCCCACACUGGAUGAUGAUGGUCGGGCCGAUGUGCUUCCCUGCACCCCUCCCUCAUUCGAGGAGGCCACCACAGCCUCCAUCGCCACCACGCUCUCCUCCACCACCUCUCUGUCAAUCCCAGAACGCUCCCCCUCGGACACCUCCGAACAGCCGCGCUACAGGAGACACACCCAGUCCAGUCAUGAAGAAACAAUGCAGGAUGAGGACCAGCAGACCAUCACAGUGGAGGUGGAAGUGGAGGGAAGAUACGACAGCGAGCCCACCCUCGUGGCUCCCCAGGUAUCGCCGGAGAACAGUGAAGCUCCAGAGACAUUUCCAGAAGCCUCGUCCUCCUCCGUCCCAGCAAGCCCCAGGAUAGUCGUAGAAUCUGACAGCGCCAGUCAGGCCUCAGGCUGUACAAGUCGUGCCUCUGUGGAUGAGGAUGAUGAUGUGCCAAUUACAGACAUUUAUUUUCCUCCAGAAGACAAAAGCUGGGUGUAUUCUCCUCUGCACUUCGGCACAGGGUCUAAGACCCUUCCAGAGGACGAAGAGGAGAGUGAAACAUAAUCAGACCUCAGGAGAGAGGAGCAGCUACAAGUUUUGGACUCCUCAGACUCGUCACGUUGUCAGGAUGCUACUGUCGGAAUUUUCGCAACUCCAGCUUCAUUUUCAUCGUUCUAUCGCCCACUCCACAAACAACACCAAGCGAGUAGUAAUACCAAUGUCCAGAUGUAUUUAUAAGUAAAAAUUAAUAUAUUUGUUUAAUUAUUUUAUUUCGUUUAAUUGUUUUGUUUUUCAUUCAUUGUCUAAUUUACAUACUGUGAGCGUGUUCUACGAUUUGAGCUCUGGGACGCAAGACUCCUCCUAAGAGUGGGCUGUAUGCUAUUUUUUAAUUAUUAUUAUUAUUAUUAUUAUUCUUUUGGACUGUAGGUUAUGUGACCUUCAUUAAAAAAGAAAGAAGUUUUAUAGUUAAUUAUGAUUUAUUUAUGCUACUCUGGUUGUUAAUGCACUUUGGUUAUCAGGUAGCUUCGUUCCCUCACUGUUGAAAAAAUACAAAUUCAUUUGUUUUAUUUAAAAUUAAUCUGCAUUGCAAAUGACCCCAAAUGGCAGUUCAUAUUGUGUUCCAUUUCUGUUGCAGUCCUCUAAUACUGAUUUUAAUAUAUAUUCAUCAGCUAGCAAUAGUUCAAAGUUUGAUUUAUUUAUUUUUUAUACAUUCUCCUAUCCAUAAAAGUUUUAAUUACACCAAAUUUUUAAAUAUGCAGAUUCCCCCCAAAGUCAUCAGGGCUGUAAAGAUAUGUUAAGCCGGAAGAUGGGACCAAACUUGAUAUGUGGGAGGCCAAAUAUGUAAAACAACUUGUUACCAUAUCACAAUCAUUUCACUAGCAGAAGUUCAAAAAUUUUAAAUUAAAUAUGUAUAGAAAUUGUGUGUGUGCCUAUGCAUUGAGCGUGUUUGUGGGUUUGAGUAAGUGAGUGUAUCAUUUUACAAUGAAAGUGUGUGACUGAUUCUUAUAAUGUGCAGUGGCCAGUUGCUAUUGAUAUUGCUGUUGUAUCUAAAAUAAAAAAGGCUACUGCAGCAAUAUAUUUGUAAAGUGUAGCGCACACUUAUUUUGGUUGCCUUAAUUAUUUUUUGCCAACCUAAAUCCUAUUGUAGUUAUAAAAUAUUCACUGAUUCAGUCUUUUUUUCUGGUUCACGAAUGAUAGUGUCUUAGAGAAUUUGUAUAUAGAUCUUUAAAUACAUAUAAAAUAUAUUUUAAAUGUUAUUUGAACUUUUAUUUUGUAUUUUAUUUUACAAAAGAUGUGCUAUCCUAGGUCUACCCCCACCCACCCAAUCUUCCAGCGUCAAGGACAUGCGCCAUUUCUUGUAAGUCUAGGCUUUCUUUGUAUCGUAUGUGUAAACUUUACAGUCCGGAUUGUAAAGUCUAUACGGUCUCAGACAUACAACUGUAUCAAUCGCUUACUCUUCCAACAGUUGAGCUGUGUUUGUGUGUGUGUGUGUGUGUGUGGUCAAAAAGCUGUGUGCCCCCCUCAAUAUCAAGAGCAUGACAAAACGUGAGUCUACUUACAUCGAUGUACAGCAUAGACAUUUAUCCUACAAAAAGACCACAACCAAUGGACCGAUGUGUGUACAUUGUUCAGACCCUUAAAAUAAAUACAACUCUUGAUUCACA
Megalobrama amblycephala (Wuchang bream) is the source of this 3868-nucleotide messenger RNA. RefSeq names its product phosphatidylinositol-4-phosphate 5-kinase, type I, gamma a (gene pip5k1ca). The record is from RefSeq and is a predicted model, not a curated record. Gene Ontology annotation, biological process: phosphatidylinositol metabolic process. Gene Ontology annotation, molecular function: phosphatidylinositol kinase activity. The transcript is spliced from 18 exons. NCBI's taxonomy places the organism in Eukaryota, Metazoa, Chordata, Actinopteri, Cypriniformes, Xenocyprididae. The coding region runs from base 222 to 2267 and encodes 681 amino acids.